AUUUACAAUUGCUUGACCCUUUGCCUCCAAAGCUCGACAAUAACAGUGGAAAAAUUACAAACAAAUUUAAUCAAAAUAAAGAUAACAAAAAGUAUGGAAUCACCGAUGUUAUCGUUGGGCAUGAAGAAAAACUUAAUAAACUUCAGAAAUUAUACAUAACUAUACAAUACUGCAAAGGUAAUAAUAUUAUUUUAAUAGAUUCAGGGUAUCAAAUGAAAUACUAUACGUAAUGAAUUUAGUGAGAUGGCUUUUUUGAGCAUUAAGUUUCCUAUUCAUAUUGUUUACUUAUAUAAAUACGUAUAUAAGUUAGUGGAUUUUAUGAUUUAAACGAUAUCGGCCAAAAUAUAACUGUGAUCGGAUUAUUUUUUCCAUAAAAUUUGCAAUGGAGAAUCCAAUUUUUUAUGAUUUUAAUUCUAAAAUUUGGAAAAAUUUAACACCAAUAAAUGAAAAUGUUAAAAAGAUUAAUUUAGGUGAAAUUAUUUUAAAGCAAUUAAGUGAAUAUAAUUCAGAGAAAAUAAUUGAAAUAAAUAUAGAUAGUGAAAUUAGAACAAAUGCUUCAGAAAUGAAAAAUUUAACAAUUAAUUUUGCAUUAAAUCUUCAAAAACUUGGAAUAAAGAAGGGUGAUGUUGUUGUAUUUUUUUCAUCAAUGAAUCCAUUUACAACACCAUUAAUUUAUGCUUGUAUCAUUAUCGGUUCAAUAUUUGUUCCACUUGAAAUUCUAUAUACAAACGAUAUUAUUGAACAUGUAUUUGAAUUAGUUAAUCCAACUGUAAUAGUAUAUGAUAGUGUUUAUCAUGAUAAAUUAACUGGAAUCAUAAAUAAUUUCGAAUAUAAAAAUUUAAAAUAUUUUUUGUCAUUUGAAUCAAGAAAUAAUGGAAAUUCAGUUCUUCAAAAAUUAUAUGAACCUGAAAAUUCAAUAGAGGAUAUUGAAAAUUUUCGUGCACCAAAUCUAGGAGAUCCUCAAGAAGUUUUAUCUGCAUUUGUUUUAACUUCUGGUACAACCGGUAAACCUAAAUUAAUGGCUCAUUCUCAAACAUAUUUGGGACAAGGAGCUACUACCUAUUGGAAUGUUGAUUAUACCCAUAGAGUUUAUGUUGCUAGCCCUAUGCGCUGGGUAUCACAAAUUUCUGCAAUUCUUCAACCAAUUUUACAGCAAUGCACAAGAGUAUAUAGUACACUACCACCAUCACCACAGUUUUGUGCUGAAGCUAUUCAAAAAUAUGAAGUUACACAUUUCUUUAGUGUAGCAACUUUAAUGAAACAAGUUCUUGAUUAUGCAAUUAAUCAACGAAAAGAUCAUAUUAAAAGUUUACAGGCAAUAUUAACAGGUGGUGAGAGAAUAUCAACAAGAAUUUUACAAAAUAUUGCAAGCCUUAAUUCCAAUUGUAUUGUUAUACAAUGCUAUGGAAUGACUGAACUUGCUGGUUGUAUAAGUAAUAAUAUUGGAACAAAUAUGAAAGGUGGUUCUUUUAUUUUACCUGGAUUUGAAUUAAAAAUUACAAAUGAAGAUGGUCAAUCAUUGGAUUACAAUCAAAAUGGUUUAAUUUGUGUUAAAACUAGUACAAAAUUUGGAUCAUAUUGGAAAAGUGAUGAGGCAAAUCGAAAUUCUUUUUCAAAUGGUUGGUUAAUAACCGGUGAUUAUGGUAAAGUUGAUGAAAAUAAUCAACUUCAUAUUUACAAUAGAUUUAAAGAUUUAAUCAAACUCGAUGGAAAUUAUAUAAUUCCAAGUUUAAUAGAAGCUGAAAUGGAAUCCCAUCCACUAUUAGAUGCUAGUUAUAUUGUUGGUAUCCCACAUGAAGACCCAAAAAGAGGAGAAAUUCCUAUUGCAUUUUGUAAAAUCAAUAAAAUCAAUUUACAGGAAUCUAAAUUGAAUUUAGAUCAGGCAAAACAGGAUAUAAUAUCAUAUUUAGAUACGCAUUUGCCAAAAGAUCAAAUUCCACCAACGGAAAUAUUCUUCAGAGAUGAAUAUCCUUACACAAGUUGUGGAAAAGUUGACAAAAUAUCACUUAGAAAUUGUGCUAUGGAAAAACUUAAAAUACAAACAUACAAGAGUACCCAAUUUAAUCCGCAAAGAAUUUUUCUCUUUUUGAAAAUUCAAUCAUUUACAAUAAUGUUUUCAAAUAGUUCAAUUAGUACACUAACUGAUGAAUUUAAUUUAAUAUUGGAUGAUAAUAUCCUAUGGGAUAAAAAUUAUCAACCUUUAAUCAAUGAGGAUAUUUCUUUAGGCCAACUUUUAUUGCAUAUGCUUAAGCAUGAUAGUGAAAAAAUAUUGCAAGUGUGUUAUGAUACCGAAACACAAUUUACUGGUCAUGAUUUAAGGAUUAUGAGUAUACGUGUUGCACAAAAUUUCAUGAGAUAUGGUAUUAAACAAGAGGAUGUUAUUGGUUUUAUAGCUAGUAAUACAAAAUAUUUAGCACCAAUUAUUUUUGGUAUUAUUUAUUGCGGUGGACAACUUAAUUCAUUGGAUCCAUCAUUUGACAAACAUGAAAUUAUUCAUAUGUAUCGUAUUACAAAACCUAAAUUUAUAUUUUGUGAUAAAAAUAUUUAUAAUUUAGUGAAGGAAGCAAUUAAUGAAUUAAAUUUAACAUGUCAAAUAUUUGUUAUGGACGGUGAAAUAGAUGGUGUUACAUCAGCAGAAAUAUUUUUGAAACCAACUGGAAAUGAAGAUCAUUUUGUACCAAGUAGAUUAAAUCUUGGUAGUGAUCAAACAUUUGCAAUUAUUUGUUCAUCUGGAACAACAGGAUUAUCAAAAGGUGUUUGUGUUUCUCAUCGUUCAAUGAUUCACAAUAUUAUGAGUUUUAACGAUUCAUUUACACCUUUUAAUGUAUAUACUUGUUUUAGUACAAUUUAUUGGAUUUCCGGUUUAUGGUCAUUAUUAUUAUGUGCAAUACGUGGAUUUAAACGAAUAAUAACUCAUCAACAAUUUAAUCCAAAAUUAAUUUUAGAAAUUAUUGAAAAAUAUAAAGUUAAUUUUCUUUUAACACCACCAAGUCAAAUUGCGUUAACUGUUGAAAGUGAAGAGAUUAAAACAUUUGAUUUAACUUCAGUACGUGCAUGGUUUGUUUCUGGUAGUGCAUUACCAUUAAAUGUAGCUAAUAAAAUGAAAGAUUAUUUAGCAAAUGGUAAAAUUUUAAAUGGUUAUGGUAUUACGGAAGUUGGAAAUAUAAUUUGUCGAGAAACAUAUUCUGAAAAUCGAACAGGUUCUGUUGGUAAAGUAAUUCCAUAUAUUAUGUUAAAAAUUGUUGAUGAGGAUGGUAAUAUAUUGAGUCCAAAUCAAAAUGGUGAAAUAUUAGCACAUAAUCGUUGCCGAUGGUUUGGUUAUUACAAUAAUGUUACUGAAACAACAGAAGUAUAUACAGAAGAUGGUUGGAUUAGAACUGGAGAUGUUGGUUAUUUCGAUGAUGAUGGAUUUAUUUUUUUAACAGGUCGUAAAAAAGAAAUCAUGAAAUAUAAAAAUUUUCAUUUUUAUCCAAAUGAAAUCGAAAAUAUUAUCCAUCAAAUACCUGAUGUCUUAGAAGUUUGUGUAUGUGGAAUACCGGAUGUAAUUGCAACAGAUUUACCAGCAGCAGCUAUUAUUAAAAGAUGUGAAAGUAAUUUAACAGAAGAUGAUAUUUAUAAAUAUGUUGAAAAGAAUAUGGUGCAUUUUAAACAUUUACGAGGUGGUGUUUAUUUUCUUGAGAAGUUUCCAAAAGCUUCAUCUGGAAAAAUUUUAAGAAAAAAAGUCAAAUUGAUCUUAGAAGAACUUUAUAAGGUUAAAAAUAAAACGACAAUUUAA
This is a messenger RNA of Condylostylus longicornis, 3775 nucleotides long. Its product is annotated as mycosubtilin synthase subunit C-like. Gene Ontology annotation, biological process: fatty-acyl-CoA biosynthetic process; long-chain fatty acid metabolic process. Gene Ontology annotation, molecular function: long-chain fatty acid-CoA ligase activity. The record is from RefSeq and is a predicted model, not a curated record. Bases 383 to 3775 code for a protein of 1130 amino acids. The transcript is spliced from 10 exons. Lineage: Eukaryota; Metazoa; Arthropoda; Insecta; Diptera; Dolichopodidae.